Molecule: messenger RNA, 2147 nt
Organism: Plectropomus leopardus (leopard coralgrouper)
Lineage: Eukaryota; Metazoa; Chordata; Actinopteri; Perciformes; Serranidae
Gene: fut9a
Product: fucosyltransferase 9a
Cellular component (GO): membrane
Molecular function (GO): alpha-(1->3)-fucosyltransferase activity
Source: RefSeq, a predicted model, not a curated record
GUUUAUUCAGAGGAGAGCCUUCAGCACAUGAUUGAAGUUUAAUAUGCAUUAACGCUGAAUCUGAGCAUCACACUCAUACGCACACACACGCUCACUGGAGCUCCGCCACAGCCCGCAGCUGCAUUGACCGUAAACAGAGCAAGGUAGCGCAUGGGCAGCCAGCAGGGAAUUAUUCCACAUCGCAUCACAUCAGUGAGCAUACAUGGCGUCCUCACACACCGAGACAUGUAUUUAGUGUGCGGGCUGACGGAGUAGCCGCCAAAUUUUUAUUUUUUUAUUUUUUAUUUUGCAGCCAUCAUUCUUUGCGUCGGUGUGCAGCAGCAGCAGCAGCAGCAGCAGCAGGGAAGGAUUCAGCGCACAUUGCUACAGUAGGUAUCAUUUUUCUGGAUCAAGACGAUGGAUGUGGGUUCAUCCGGAUCUAUUCCUGCAAAUACGGCGGACGGGCGCGAUUUUUUAUUCCAAACGCAUCCGCAUCUUCCGUAUGUUGCAAGGUGUCUUUGAGGGGAAAAAAGGGUACGCGGACCUCUGGAGGAAAUGAGAAGAAAGGGCUAUUUUGACUCACGCCUGUCGAGAUGGAGGCGUCAUUGAAAGGACCCGUACGUUCAAGAUCACCUCAUUAGAUCAUUAAGGAUCAUUGUUAAUCACAGCGAAAGGAGCACCUCUUAGCUGUGACCUGCAAUUUCUUUUGUUUGUCUAUGAGCGCUGAAUCACAAAGAAGACUGAUCCCAUCGUCGACCCGAUGUAGGAACCGCUCUCUCCGAUUCCCACAACCUCCACUCUUGCUUGGAUUUCAGCAUUCAGUCAAAUCCACCAGGACAGAGUAUGCCAUCUGCACCUUUCCACAGAAUCCUACGACCCCUUCUGCUCGGCACGUUCAUACUGGGAUGCUUUGUGACUCUGUUUUUGAUGUAUUUUAAACCAUCCACCAGCUGGUUAUCAGGUCCCGUAGAGUCCACAGUAUCCACAGACCGGGUCAAGAACCUCUUCUCCACCAAGAGCGACAAAAACGUGACCACCGUCCUGAUCUGGCUCUGGCCCUUUGGACAAACCUACGACCUGGGCGUGUGCAGCUCUCUCUUCAACAUUGAUGGCUGUUUCAUCACAGCGGACAGGAACCUCUACAACAAGUCGGAUGGGGUCGUCAUCCAUCACCGGGACAUCUGCACCGACCUGUCCAACCUGCCACCGCUCCAGCGACCAUCCUUCCAGAAGUGGAUAUGGAUGAACUUGGAGUCGCCUUCGCACUCCUCCCAACUGCCUGGGAUUGAGAACCUGUUUAAUCUGACUCUCAACUACCGUCAGGAUGCUGACAUUGAAGUGCCUUAUGGGUCAAUCGUAGCAGCGGAGGGCGAGGAGGACUUUGUCCCACCCAGCAAGAACAAACUGAUCUGCUGGAUUGUGAGCAACUGGAACCAGGACCACGUGCGCGUGAAGUACUACAAUGAGCUAUACAAACACAUUGAGGUUCACGCGUACGGACAAGCCUUCGGGGAGUACAUCUCGGACCAAGACUACUUCCCUACCAUUGCCAGCUGCAAAUUCUACCUGGCUUUUGAGAACUCCAUCCACAAGGACUACAUCACUGAGAAACUGUACAACCCGCUUUCUGUGGGGACUGUGCCGGUGGUUCUUGGCCCGCCCAGGCAGAACUACGAGAACUUUAUCCAGGGGGACGCCUUCAUCCAUGUGGACGACUUCACCUCGCCAAAGGAGCUGGCCGAUUACCUGCUGCUCUUGGACAAGAAUGAGGAAAUGUACCUCAGGUACUUUGAGUGGAGGCGGCACUUUAAAGUAAAGAAGGCCUAUUUCUGGGCAGAGCACACAUGCCUGGCUUGUGAUUACCUGCGUAGGCACAAGGAGUACAAGGCAUUCAAUAACCUUGACAAGUGGUACUGGGGCGGAUAGUGCUUUGAAGGGCUAUGCAGUGCUUGUUUUGUUGUUAAAGGCUGUGCUUUAAGGUUUUUGUCCUUCGGUUAACAUGAAGGUUCAUUACUGUUCUGUCCAGAGCUCCGGAAUGAUGUUUUUCUAUUGGUUCAGUGGCCAAGUGACACAUCCAUCAUGUUUUUUAAAUUUUUUUUAUUCACAAGCCAAUUUUGCUAAGCCUUACUUUGCCUUUGGUGUUUUUCAUUUAUUAUUUAUUCUUUAUG